GCAGACUCUGCAUUUUGCAUUCAGGCGGCAGUCCUCAAAGGCUGGCAUAGAUCACAUGAGGCUCGGUGCAGGCAGGGCAGUUUUUCUCUCUCUCUUCUUUUUUUUUGCGGGAUGGUGUGAGACAUCCCGUUUUCUCCACAUGCAGAUUAUCUUCUACGAGAACAGGGAGUUCUCUGGGCGCCAUUUUGAGUGCUCCAAAGACUGUGCAGAUUUGCUGAGGAGUCUGAGCCGGUGCGGCUCCAUCAGGGUGGAGAGUGGCUGCUUCAUGAUUUACGAAAAAGCCAACUACACUGGGAACCAGUACUACGUGAGCAAAGGAGAGUAUCCUGACUUCCAUCACUGGACGGGUGUCAGCGACUCUGUCGGCUCUUGUCGCCACAUCCACACGGAGCCUGGGUCAUUCAAUAUGUGCUUGUAUGAGAGGAUUGAGUUUGGUGGCCAGAUGAUGGACCUGAUGGACGACUGUCCCAGCCUAGUGGACCGCUUCAACAUUCACAAUAUCUUCUCUUGCAAUGUUAGAAAGGGGAACUGGCUCUUCUACGAGCGCCCUCACUACCGAGGCAAGAUGUACCUGAUUCGACCCGGAGAGUAUAAAAGGUUCAGUGAGUGGGGCGGCAGGAGUGCCAGGGUUGGCUCCAUCAGACGCAUUAUAGACUAUUGAUCUACUCUGGGGGAAUAUCAGUAGCACUGAAGACUGUUUAUUUUGUCGUAUUUAUAUUCAUUUUAACCUUAAUUUCCUGAAAAAAACUUUACUAGUGUAAUGCAGAACAUUGUCUGUUUGAAUUGAGAAAAACUUCAACAAAAGCAACAAACAAAUAACAAUAAAUCUUUUCACUUCAUCAUCAUCAUACAUGCUCUCACUUCUAAUAAAGCAGUUUCAAAAAGGA
Poecilia latipinna (sailfin molly) is the source of this 887-nucleotide messenger RNA. Its product is annotated as beta-crystallin S-1-like. NCBI's taxonomy places the organism in Eukaryota, Metazoa, Chordata, Actinopteri, Cyprinodontiformes, Poeciliidae. The transcript is spliced from 3 exons. Gene Ontology annotation, biological process: lens development in camera-type eye; visual perception. The coding region runs from base 56 to 661 and encodes 201 amino acids. The record is from RefSeq and is a predicted model, not a curated record. Gene Ontology annotation, molecular function: structural constituent of eye lens.